Molecule: messenger RNA, 2064 nt
Organism: Naegleria fowleri
Lineage: Eukaryota; Heterolobosea; Eutetramitea; Acrasida; Naegleriidae
Exons: 1
Coding region: 1-2064 (687 amino acids)
Biological process (GO): activation of GTPase activity; nucleocytoplasmic transport
Cellular component (GO): nucleus; perinuclear region of cytoplasm; cytosol
Molecular function (GO): GTPase activator activity; small GTPase binding
Source: RefSeq, a predicted model, not a curated record
AUGACCAUUCACUCCGGAGCACACUCGACAAGAGAUGACAACACAUUCUCAUCAUCGCCUCACCACAGAUUAGAUAAUGUCGAUAUUACCGUUGAAUUUAUUAGAAAAUCAAUGGAUGAGUGGAAUUCCACCGAACGUAUUUGUCCUUUUUGUUUGAGAAGCGUUUCAUUGAUGAAAACUGCCUAUCAUGCUGAUUCAAAGGUCGAGCUAACCAUGCUCGAUGAAGAAAAGCAUUCCGACUGUAAACAACGUGAGGACCAUGAAGAGGAUGACGUACUCUAUGAACAUGUUUCAAAGUGUAUGAAUUUUUGGAAGAUGGAAAGAGGAAGAAGACAAUUCCAUUCGGACAUAAACAAGAGCCUAUCGAUGGACUCAACAUUGGAAUGUUGUCAUUUGAAUUCUUCUUAUGAAGAUCACACUCACCAUAAACGCAAUCUGAGUGAAGUGAAUGAAAUGGAUCCAUUUCUAUCAACCAAGAAAAUGAAACAUCCCAAUGAACAAUUUUCGGCAACACCUUCUGAAUAUUCAUCUCGCUUUAACCAAAUAGGAAAUGACAUGAUUUUUCAUAUAUUGGAGUAUUUAGACUCUAGAUUUUGUGUGCAAGUUUGUGCGAAAAUUUCAAAACAAUGGAACGCUCAGGUACUACGAAUUCCCUUGUCUAUCAAGUUUUUCAGGGAAGAAGAAAUUGAUCAAGAAGGAACUGUUCUUGCAAAGCUCGAUCAAUUCGUUUCAAGUUCAACUCAUCAGCCCAAUUUGACAUCAUUGGAAAUUGACGAGUUACCAAACUUUAAUGAAAGAAUUGUUGAAUUAAUUGCUGGAUCGAAAAAGAUGAGCAGACUGAACACACUCAUUUUGGACUAUAAUGAUUUGUCUGCAAAUUGUUUGCGUUCUAUUUCUUCAAGUGAACAUUUGAAAGGGCUUACCAAAUUAUCUCUCAAUAGUUGUUCUUUAAGUGAUGAAGGAGUGGCAAUUAUUGUGAAUAGCAACAACAUGAAGGAACUCCGAGAAUUAUGCAUGAACUGUUGUGAUAUUGGCAAUGAAGAUCUCAGGGCCAUUAGUGCCAGCAAAUGGAUGAGUAAUCUUACGGCUCUACACCUUCAGGACAAUGUAUUUGAUUGUGUGGAGCCUCUGUGCAAAAGUUCAUUCAUGUCAACUUUAGCACACCUCAAUGUGGAUGGUCUACACCUCGAGACUGACGCCAUUCGUCAAGUCACAGAAAGUACCUUUAUCCAUAAUCUCAGAAUUUUGGACUAUGGGUUUAAUGAAAUGAAGGCCGAAGGAGCAACCAUACUUGCCCAAUGUCCAAACGCUCAUAAUAUUACAUCUUUGAAUUUAAUGUCUUGUAAAAUUAAGAAUAAGGGCAUUGAAGCAAUCGUUACAAGUCAGUAUUUGAAAAAUGUAACGUCAUUGAUAUUGACCAACAAUUAUAUUGACAUCAAGGGUAUAUCCUGUCUAGUGAAGAGUGAAAAUGUGAAACACCUCAAAGAAUUAGAUUUGUCUGAAAAUGGAAAAACGGGCAAGCAAGGAGCAGAACUUAUUUCAUCAUGUGCCUAUUUGAAAAACUUGACUAUAUUGGGGUUGGGUAAAUGCUCAGUUGGAGACGAUGGUAUUAGUGCCAUUGCAGGCAGUGAAUAUAUGAGCAAUCUGACGUGCCUCCACAUCAGUCAAAAUGAAAUUGGUGUUGCUGGCAUUAAGGCUCUUUCGAAGACAGAAUACGUCAAAAAUUUGAGAACACUUGAUUUAUCGAACAACAGUAUUGAUGAGAAUGGCAUGCAAGCCAUGUCACUGGAAAACACCUUCAAAAACCUCACCUCUUUGGAUCUGUCAUCCUCUUUUCGCUCGGACGAUUGCCUCCGUCACAUUACAAACACUCCUUCAUUUGGAAAACUGAGAUAUCUUGCACUGCGAUCUGACAGUGUUGGACAUGAAGGUUUAAUGAUGCUGUUUAAAAGCCCAUACAUGCAAAAUAUAACUUCACUAGAUCUUAGAGACAACUUUAUUCAGGGAGAGUACCUGAUAAAGCUCAUUCGAUCGCAUCCAAACCUGACCUCACUAAAACUUUGA